This is a messenger RNA of Musca domestica (house fly), 9555 nucleotides long. RefSeq lists its product as uncharacterized. Bases 16 to 1176 code for a protein of 386 amino acids. The record is from RefSeq and is a predicted model, not a curated record. The transcript has 4 exons. NCBI's taxonomy places the organism in Eukaryota, Metazoa, Arthropoda, Insecta, Diptera, Muscidae.
UGACGUUGGCCAAUAAUGAUAAAGUUUGUCAAACACAAACAGCAGCAGUAUUAUCUUCAGCAACGACAGCAUCAGGACCAGCAACUAAUUUCGUCACAACAACAACACCAGGAGUCGUCGUCCACUUCCACCAUCUUGUCGUACUCUUCCUCGUAUAAAUCGGCCAAGAAUUUUUUCAAGAAAAAGGGCGAAUCAAAUGACUCGGGUACUGAAUCUGAUGGCGAUAUCUUAGAUGUGGAUACAAAACAUCAUCAACGUCACUUAGAGUUGGAUAUGGAAACUAGUUUUAGUUCCUGCACCGAUGCAAACUCUCCGACCGAUACAAUUUGUUCAUCAGAAUCUUCUGCGAUGAUGUGUAAAUCCCACCUUCAGUACGAUCAGCACAGUUCCGAAGAAGAACUUGAAGUUAUCAAUGGACCCUCGUCUGUAGCGGCUGCUGAGGCGGCGCAUGCCGCCAGCAAUGUGUUGACAGUGCGUGGCACAUCGUCGCUGAUAUCAGAACGUGGGACUUCAUCACUGGAUCCCGAUGAGUUGCAGGGAGAAGCAGCGGCCUUGAAAAGGUCCAGUUCAACAUUAGUAGAGAAUCGUAAACGAUCACUGGCACACAGUUCCGAUGAUGAUUUACGAAAUUUCUUGGAACCGAUUUUAACGCCUGUCAACUUUCGCACAUCACCGCCUUUGGAGGCUUUCAAGCCGAACCGUAGCCACAUGUAUCGUUCGACAACGCCACUCAUACUGCAGGAGGCACGUUGCGGCAUUGAAAAUAUUAAGUUAUGUGAUAAUAGUGUUAAUGAUGAAAACGGUGGAUCAGCCGUUGGCAACAAUGGCGACUCGUCCUCGGCUAAUUGUGCCAUGGGCACCGAGGAGGAGAAUGCCGAAAACAAUGAGGGUAGCAGCAGCAUUAUCAAAAUGAAAAUGAGCGGUUCGACCAGCAGUCAUCACAUUUAUCAACCUCAAGCCAAGCAUAAUUUUCAUUUUAAUAGUUCGCGCAGUAGUCCUGCCUCCACGACUGGUCUCGAUGUUGAGGUACGGUCGGUUAGUCCACCGGCGAAACUCUUCCAUUGUGCAAUAUCACCUAGACGCCGACCCAUGCGCACACCACACAAUUCACAGCGGCUGCAGAGACCGCACAGGCCAUGUUUAGAUUUUGAUAAAAUGCAGCAGGUUAGUUUGUAAUGUAGCGCCAAAUCAAAGACAAAAUUUCAGAACAGCAACAACCACAACAACAGCAGCAGCAGCAGUAACAACAAAAACUAUCACUAUCAUCAUCGUCGCCACCAUCACCACCACCAACACAAUCAUCAUCAUCACAGCCACAACCACAAUAAUAAUAAUAACAACAACUACCACCAGCAUUACUAUCAGCAGCAACAACAAACAAUGUCAAGCGGGAGAAUGUCUUCUUCUUCUACUUUUCAUGCUAAUAUCAAUAAUACUGAGAUAGCAACAACAAUAGUACCGGAUACCAACUACAACAACUAUAAUCACAACUAUUACUAUUUCUACAAUACUACAACGUCAGCAGGAGCAACAGCAGCAGCUGGAACCCAAUUUGUGGCCACCCAUAAAAUAUCAAUAGCAAAAACCACAACAGCAACAACAAGCGAAUGUGUACCUAAAAUUCUGCAAAUGCAUACGGAUGCAACAUCAUUAUCAUCGUCGCCGUCUUCGUUGCCACCACCACCAUCAUCAUCAUCAUCAACAACAACGCCAGCAGCAGCAACAUUUUUUGGAGCAAUCACAGAAGAGGUUGGUGUUUGACAACUGCUAGAAGGAAAGUCCACAUUUAUAAGUGAUAUCAAUUCAAAUCAAUAAUAGGAUCCAAUGCAAGUAGCAUAACCUCAAUUCAUGUAUUUUAAAAGAGUGGCAUUUUCAAAAUUCAUUCCAGUGUCACUGGAUAUUAUUACCAAUGAUUGGUAAAAUGUUCCAGAUACUUGGUCUAGCAUCAUGCCUCGAUUUUAUGUUGUUAAAUUGAUGAUGAUCAUUGCAUUAAUGUGGAAUAUAUUACUAAGUAAUAUUAGUUCAUAUUUUUACAAACCUAAAUUUGUAUAAUCUACACAUAAGGAAACCCAGAAACCCGGAUGCUCUGUUAACGAACAGUCGUAUAAGGAUUAUAACGAAGAUCUCUUAUAAAUUAUGAUUGGUUGUAUUACAUUUUCGUUAUAACCCCGCCCCGACUGCACAUAUCUCUCGCAAAUCCUUUAAUACUUUGAAUUCUCUUUGAAAUUGUUUCUCCAAAAAAUUUAUUAAUUGUUAUUUUUUAAAGAAUUGUUUAAAAAUAAGUAAUACUUAUUUCAAUGUUUAAGCAUAAAAUGAAUUACAAAUCUAAUAAUUUUAAUAUAUGUAAACAUAAACUUACAUCUAAUAAGGCAUUAAAAUUUUGAUUUAAAACCAAAAGGGAAUUUCCAAAAUCAAAACGAACGUUGCAUAAACGAAUCACUGUGAUCUACAACUACUAUGUGACAAAUUUUUGAUUUGAAAGCAAAAACUUGAAUGGAAAACUUUCGGAGAUUUUGUUGGAACAUUAAGACCAGACAAGAAAAUUUUAUAAAUAUCUUCUUUUCAAUGUAAAGAAAAUUGAAAUUAUUUCAUUUAAUUUUUUUUAGUAAAUUAUUUUUUUUUGCAAACCUUAUAUCAUAACUAUUCAAAAUACAUAUAUAUUAAUAAUUAAUUAAAAUAAUUUAAUGGAAUGUAUAUGAAUAGUUCAUUUUGUAUCAGUGUUUCAAAUGUCAAACGUUAUAUUACCCUUUUGUAUUUUUCGAUUUUUAAUAACGCUAUGAAUUUAUGAAUAUCAUCUGUGAAAUGAUGUGUAAAUAAUAAUCCAAGAAGUUAACAGCUUUCGGGGUUGUCUUGUUUAUAAAAUUUUAUAACUUACACAUCCUUUCCUUGAAGAUAAAAUCCUCAGAAUAUGAAAAUAUUAAAAACACAGUAACCUCGAAAAGCCCUACUUUUAAUUUGUCUCUGUAUGUUUGGUAUAAUUAAAUGUUGUCGAUUUUUUUAAGUUUAAAACACAUUUGAAAUCUCACUUUAUAUAUCUUGUCUUUUACCGAUUUCCAACUGCUGAUCUGAUUGCCAAAAUGUGAUUUAAGCUAUUAUUAAUUAUAAUUGUGAUAUUUUUCGAUGUGAAAUUCUCCAAGAGAUUUUGAAAUAACAUUUUAUUGCCUUUGUUUGUUUUAAGUAACAUUUAACAAAUAACACAAUUUGAUCUCAAUUUAUAAUAUUAUAUUUUAAUAAUGUUUUUUUAUGUUUGUUUAUGCGUACAAAACGUUUCAAUGUUUUAAGAACUUCCCAUAAGACAAUGAGCAAGAUGAAACACUAUUCGAAUGCAAACUUUAGUCGAUGCAAGCUUUUUGGUGGAGUUUAUAUACAUUUUAUGUGUCUUAGACAAUAAAAUGAAACAAGUUGAAUUUUACUCUUUGAAAAUGGUUAAACCCUUUCACGUGUCCCAAAAUUUAUUUCAACCUGUAACCUGAAGUCGAUGUAAAGGGCCUUUGUAGACGAAGGAGGUUGUAGCUAGUCAAUGUCUCUUCGACUGGUUGAUCAAGCAACAGCCAGCCACUCCUGACUAGUUAAUGUGUCAUUUCAUUCUCGGAAAUGUGACUGUAGCUGGGGUACUAACACAGCUUAAUGACGCCUGAGUCCAUUUAAAACCCAUUGUCUAUCGACAUGUACAUGGUUCCAUUAUUGCGGGAAUUUCAGCCCAAAAAAUCUUCGACUGAUAGAUCAAGGUACUGUGAGCCACCUAGGAAGGUACAUGAGCCAUUUCAUUCUAUGCAAUGUGACUUUGGCCGGAGUUUUAACAAAGAGUUUUAACAAAAACAAUUCAUGUAUCUGUAUAAUGCUCAUAAAGACCUCUACAGUUGGUGGUGCUUUACCUGAGUCCAUUUAUAACCCCUUGACUAUCGAACGGGUCCUUCAAUACUACAUUUACAUUUACUGCGAGAAUUUCAGCCUAAAAACUCUUCCCUUCUAGAGGUAGACUAAGUGACUGUGAGCCACAAUAGCCAGUUCAUGAGUCAUUUGAUUCUCUGCAAUGCGAUUGUGUAUGGGGAUCCUUUAUUGUGUCAAGCAUCUCUAAAAACCUCAUGAAUAGCUCUGGAUUUUGUGGUGCAAUACUUGAGUACAUUUAGAACCCCUUGAGUUUUGCAUAUAUAGUAGCGGUUCCUACAAUACUACCUUGUUGCAUGAUUUUCAGCCUGUGAGCCACCCUUGCCAGUUCAUGAGUCAUUUCAUUCUCUGCAAUGCAACUGAGUCUGGGGACCUAUUAAAGCUUAAUUGUGUCACGUACCUCUAAAAGUCGCAUGAAUAGAACUGGCUUUUGUGGUGCUUGAGUGAGUAACAGUUUCUGCAAAACUACCUUGUAGAAAGAAUUUCAGACUGAAAACUCUCAUUUUAGACCGCCGGAUCAUGCGACUGGUAUGUCACUCCUAGCUAGUUCAUCAGUGAUUUCAUUUCCUGCAAUGUGGCUAUGGACGGGGACCAAAAAAGUUAAAUUGAGUCCCGUAUCACUAAAAUGUUCUGGAGUUUGAGGAGCUAUAUUUGAUUACGGUACUCCUAUACUACCUUCUUGCUUUCCUUGUUGCGAGAAUUUCAGUCAUAAAAUUCUUUUCUUCGACCUGUGGAUCAAGCUUCUAUUGAGUCACCCCUAGCUAGUUCAUUAAUCAGCCAUUCCCUUACCUGACCGGGAUUCGACCAAAGCUUAAUGGAGUCACGCUCUAGUUCUGGAGUACACUGAGAACUUUCCGCAAUCAGAAAUUCUCUCGAUUUUUUAUCCACAACUUCCUGUUCAGCGGAAGUUUGUCUGUCAACAUAUAUGUGGUCGCAGGGCUUGUAGUGUUACUCUUAAGAUCUCUAACCCACCAGAACCACUUCUAUUUGGGCUUCAGUUAUAGUUAUCCAAAAAGCCAGUCAGGUGGAAACUGCCUUCCCCAAUGAGUUAUCAAUAUUCACAGUUCACAGUUCCUUUAUGUCCAUUUUUCCACAAGGGUAUUGUUCGCGUUCGACGCAUCCUAUAGAUUCUAUGUUAAUCGUAAUCCUAUGGUAACAAUUGUUGGACAAUCACCAAAAACUAUAAGUAUUUGUAGUAUGUAGAAAAAGAGGUUCCCGAGGUUGGUUUGUAAAAAAAAAAUUGAUCUGUGACCCCUUGACCCCUUUUUUUUUCUUCUAAUGGAUCGUAGAAUAGUCCUGCCUGUAAUAUUGGCCUAAGAUUAAUUUUCUUGCUUAUAAAGUUCAUCAGGAUUUUUUAAGCUUAUCACAAAGUAUCGACCUGCAAUCGAAAUAAAAAUUGAAUCUGUUUUUCUUUUACAAUUUCCUCUUUCCAAUGUUCUUUUCGAAUAGUGUUUCAUCGGAAAGAGUUCGGUUAAUGCUACAUAACUUGUAAAUGAUAAUAGUAAUUGCAUAAUACACUAGAAAUACACAUAAAUUACGCUCCCCCACAUUCACUUUGCAUUCAAAAAUCAUCCAAAAAAUACAACUGAACAGAACUGGCCAACUAUAACUGCAACAAUAAAACAAAUUCAAAAUCUAAACCGAUAACCAAAACAAAACAAAAAACAUACAUACAAUGGAAACAAAUAUGGAAACCGAAUCCAAUAACGAAAAGAAUGAAAUAUUUUCAAAAUGAAACAUUUUAAAAUAAAACAAAGAAAAAAACAACAAAAAAACACAUUUUUACUUAAGAAAGCAUAAGGAAUGAAGGAAGAAGGCAGGAAGUAAGAUGAAGUAAGAAAUAAAAAAAAAACCAAACACCUCUAUUCAUAAAAAACAACAACAAAUAAAAAUAACAAAUAAUUUUAUAAAAAACAAUACAGAAAAUAAAAACUGAUAUGAGGAAGGAAGUAAGGAAGAAUGAAUAUAAAAAAUGGAAAACAAAUCAUUAUUUAAAUACAAAAAAAAGAAAAAAAAAACAAAACAAAAUCAACCAACAAAACUCUAGAGAAGACAGUCGACAACCAAAACCAACCAACCAACCGAUAUUUAACGGAACAAGGAAUGCAAAACAAACCAUAAUUACAACAACAAUAAUAACAACAACAAAUGAAAUCAAUAAUAAAUUAUGCAAAACAAAUAAAAAAUAUUUAGAAACAAAACAAAAAAUUAAUACUAAAACAAAAGUAACAUACAAUACGACAACAACAACAAAUUUGUUUUUACACAGAAGAAGAAAAAUAAAAUAACUCAUACCAACAACAACAACAAACUAAAAUAACAAAACAAAAAAACAUAUUUUUUCACCAUUAUAUAAAAAAACAGAAUAACAGUAAUAACAACAACAAAAAACCAAAAUAUAAUCAAUAACAAUAAACAUAUAUUUCACAUACCGACCACCACCACCCAUAUUCAAAAAAAUAAAUAAGAAACAAAACAAAAAAAAAUUAUUACAAAUACAACAAUAUCAUCAUUAUAAACCAAAUCCAGAAUCAUCAUCAAUAACCAAACACUUACACUCACAAACACACACACAAAUCCUAUUUUGUCCUCUUUAUAUUUUUGACUAUCCCUGGAAAAGAGGAGCCACAGGUGUUUCAGUUUUUAAAUAAUUUUUAUUUUUUACAACAUUGGCUGAAUAGUUUUAAAGGACGUUGCAAGGUAUCCAAACCAAAAAUAACAUUACUUUCUACCCUAAAAGUUUUUUUAAUUGUGUCCACCCAGGACAAAAAAAAAUGUUACCUUCUUAAUCGGAUAAUUUAAAUUCCUAUUAUUUAAGAAUAUGCUCUGUUCCAAAACCUCCAAGAAUGUAAAAAUGUUGCCUCGACAGCCGAUAUUUCCUUUGUGAUAUCGAAAAAAAUAUGUAAAAAUAAUAGUUUCUUGCAGGUUCUGGAAAAGAUCCAGAAAUAGAAGUCAAAAUACAAUUUAAUUAUAUUUGUCAAAAUGUGUAUCAUUAUCCCCAAUAUUGGAUCCUGGCAAUCCAUAACUAUUCAGCCCUUGUAAAAAAACCUUUCCAACUCCCCCAAAGAAUAUAUUUAAUUGUCCUGCUCCUCUAUAGAACAAAACUUAAAAAAAACAACACACUAAACCAAAAAAGUCUGUGGUGUCAUGCUGAUGAACAAAAAAAAACAACAUAAAAUUACAAAUGAUAAAAAAUAUGCCAGAAACUGAAGAUGAAAAAGGAGGGAGAGGGCCACAAGAUUCAGCCCAUUCCCUCCGAAAAGAAAUUAUGAGGAAGAAUUAAAAACAAAUAACAAAUUAUAUUUAAAUUUUAAGUAGUUGUAAAUAUUUGUGAAAACAAAAUAAAAAACAAACAAACAAAUCGAAAUAAAUAAAUAUUCAAUAAAGGAAAAACAAAGAAUGAAUGAAAAAAACAACAAACACACAAGAAAAUCAAUGUAAUUCUAAUUUGUAUUAAAAGAAAAGAAGACGAAACAAUUGAGUUAUUUUAAUAUUUUCUAAAACCAAACAAGAUUCCCAUUUUCUCAUACCUUCUCCCAUUGAAUUAUCGGUUCUGUAUUUCAAUUAGCUUUACAAUACAAUAUAUUAUUAACUGGAAAAUAUAAACAAUAUAACACAAUAAUCCCAAGCUCUCUUUUAUCAAAUUGGUUAUAAUUUUUUAUCUCUUGGCAAAAAUAUAAAAACCAUAACUCUGGGCAUAAAUCCCUUAAAACACCUAAUUUAGAAUUAUUUGCAAAUUAAAUGGGUAAAGCACAGUGGUAUCCAAAAGCCGUAUAUUAAUAUUUGAUUUAUAAACAUUUAAUAAAGUGAAACAGAAGGAGAUUUUAGGCCACAGUUUGACAAGUUUUCUGCCUGGAAUCUGUCAAAAAAGAAGAAACAAAAAAUAUAUUUAAUAAUUUACACGUCAAAAUUUUUAUUUAAAAAUUGUGUUUUGACAGCAAGAGAAUACAAAAUACCAACUGAGUGACACACGAAACCAAAAGCGGCCUUUUGAAAACAAAAGCGGCCAAUAUUAUCCUCUUAAUUUUUUGUAAAAUUCGUCCGAUAACGACCACUCCUUGCUCAUUUUCGAAGAAAAAUGGCCCAAUGAUGCCUCUAGGACAAACAGUGACUAGUUUUGGGUACAUAGGCUUUUCAAUGAAGGCAUGCGGAUUUCCUGUGACCCAAAUGCGACAAUUUAGCUGACUUACUUACGAAACCGUUUAUAUAUAUCAGAUAAAUAUAUCUUCUGAGCAAAAAUCGUGGUUGUUUUAAGGAAAAUCUUCAAGUAUCUUCUGAAUAAAAAUUUUGGAUUUUUAGUGGAAAAAAUGAAAGACAUCCCGACCAGACAUGUGUUUUUUCGUGGGGAAAAGGGUUAAACGUACCUCCUCACCAUAAAUCGUGGACUUUUUAAGAAGUUUUUCUAGUAAUAUACCUUCUGUGUAAAAAUCGUGGAUUUUUAAAAAAAAACUUCAAGCAUCUUAAAGAAAAAAGUUGAAAUUCCACUCUCUCUAAAGUCAAACAAUCUUGGAGAACUUCGUUGGGAUUUCUCGCAGAGUCCUUAGCUACAUAAUGCACUCUGCACUGUCGCUUUUAGGGUGUCCAACCAUGACCUGAUUCUAGCUCCCAUUUUAAGUCUAUUAAGGAAUGACCACGUCAUUAAAGUCCCUUUUUAAGUCUGCAGGAAGUGGUUAUGUCUAGGGAAAUUUGGCGCUUUCCUUGGGAGAAGUCAUUUUCAGCUCUUAACUCUAAAUGUUUCAGUGGCCUCUUUCUUUUCAGAAACUGUUUCCUUCUUCGAAACACAACUGGCCAGAGGUUCGUUAUACCAGUUCAUCUUGGCCCCUUUUUUAAAGAAAAGUUCUAUAAAAAAUGCCACAAAUUCAAAGUUCUGGAGACCGUGAGUCGUUCUAUUCCGUUCGUCAGUAUUUUUAUUGGAAUGACCAGGUACACAAUGCAAAUGGAAAAUUGUUUGCAGGUUAACCAAAACUAAUUAAAAUUUCUUCUUACGUUUAAUUUUGAUAUUCAAUGCCUUGAAUAUCCGACUGAUUAUUCUCAUAGAUAGGUUGUCAUUCCUGCUAGCUUAGUUCGCUUUAUUUAUCAGUUCUGCUGACAAAUUCUUCCAAUCGCUAUAGAAAAAUUAUAUUUGUAUUGAAUAGAAAAAAUUUCACAAAUUUUAAUUUUUUGGUUUGAUUUCUGUUCGAAAUGUUAAUAAAUUUUGAGUAAAAAUGGUAAGCAGCGAAAAAACUUCUCGAGAUUUAUACAAAAAAGUUUAUAUUCUCCCAAUUUCUAUAUUUUUUCACCCUAAAAGUAUUUUUGAUAAAAAUGAGAAAUGCAACUCCAGUUUCUUCACUUGUCUUGACAUAAUUUCGUUAAGAAAUUGGAGAGGGCUCCAAGUCCAUUUAUGUUCCGAGUUUUUAUAUCCUAUCUAACUUUCCAUUUCAUUAUUCAAUUUAUAAGGGGCUAACCCUAAAACUGUUAUGGAAACAAUUUAUUAUUAUGACCCUUAAUUAUUUUAUUAAGUAAUUUGGCAUUUCACAGAUUUUUACCGUUUUAUUUCUGGUUUUAUAAAAACCCAGGACUCUAUACCUUGUUGCUUCAAAAUAAUUUGGAGAUUCUGUUUUCAAUUUCAGUGUACUCUGAACCCACUGUGCUGUACCAUUGCUCCAUAAUAUUUUUUGUCUUUUUUUU